AUGCUGAACGUGCGGUCAGCCUCCCAUGCUGGCAGUUGGUACUCCGCGUAUGGAAGCACCUUGGAGAGGCAGCUCAAUGCAUUCUUUGCUAAGGCCAAAUCCAUAUCCCAUUCACUAAGCGGAGAAAACACCCACCAAUCAAUCCCAGGGGCCAGGAUAUUGAUCGGCCCCCAUGCUGGAUAUCUGUACUCCGGAGAGAGAUUGGCUGAAGCCUUCAACGUGUGGGACACCUCCAAGGUGAAGCGUGUAUUCAUGCUAGGACCUUCCCAUCAUGUCUACUUCAAAAGCAAAGCGUUGGUGUCCAGGUUUGAUGCUUACGAGACUCCCCUUGGUAAUAUUCCCGUAGACACCGAGGUGGCAAAGGCUUUGGUUGCUGGGAAAGGCUUUAGGUACAUGAGUGAGGAAGUAGACGAGGAAGAGCAUUCGUUCGAAAUGCAUGCUCCGUUCAUCUACUACGCCACUCAGCACUUGCCGCAAGGAGUCCCAAAGAUUGUCCCGAUCAUGAUCAGUGACAUGGACGACAAACUCAGUAGUACUAUUGUGGAGGCCCUUCUCCCAUUUCUCGAGGACGAAGGUAACCAUUUCAUCAUCAGUUCUGACUUUUGCCAUUGGGGGGCUCGUUUUGGCUACACCCAGUACUUGGCUGCAAACACCCCACUUUCUGGAUUGGCCACCUUAACUAGCUCCCGUCAGGUAACCACCCCAAUCCACAAGUCCAUAGAAGCCCUCGACAAGGCUGCCAUGGAGAUUGCUUCCAAGGGGGACUCCCAGCAAUGGGAUGAGUAUAUCAUCACCACCGGUAACACCAUCUGCGGUCAUAUGCCCAUAUCGGUGGUGCUCAAGCUAUUGGAGCGCUUUGGAGGGCCGGGUUUUGAAUGGAUUGGUUAUUCUCAAAGCAACUCUGUCAAGAGCAUACACGAGACCAGUGUCUCCUAUGCCUCGGGAUAUGUCAAGAUAUAG
Suhomyces tanzawaensis NRRL Y-17324 is the source of this 960-nucleotide messenger RNA. RefSeq lists its product as uncharacterized. Lineage: Eukaryota; Fungi; Ascomycota; Pichiomycetes; Serinales; Debaryomycetaceae. The record is from RefSeq and is a predicted model, not a curated record. The coding region runs from base 1 to 960 and encodes 319 amino acids. The transcript has a single exon.